This is a messenger RNA of Sorghum bicolor (sorghum), 1127 nucleotides long. RefSeq names its product acetyltransferase NSI. Gene Ontology annotation, biological process: UDP-N-acetylglucosamine biosynthetic process. Gene Ontology annotation, molecular function: glucosamine 6-phosphate N-acetyltransferase activity; monosaccharide binding. Bases 134 to 790 code for a protein of 218 amino acids. Gene Ontology annotation, cellular component: endoplasmic reticulum; endoplasmic reticulum-Golgi intermediate compartment; Golgi apparatus. The record is from RefSeq and is a predicted model, not a curated record. The transcript is spliced from 4 exons. Lineage: Eukaryota; Viridiplantae; Streptophyta; Magnoliopsida; Poales; Poaceae.
CACUACUCCUGAGCCUCGCUCCAGCGCUCCCUAAUCGCCGCCGGGCAAGAUGGAAAAACAGUUUAGGCGCGCCACAUCACAGAAAAUGACCGCCGCCGCCGCUCAAGCGUUCCCUCACCAUUGAAGCUUCACCAUGGCCGCCACAUCCGUCAAGGUCGCGCGCCUCACCACCCUCGCGCUCUUCUCUCCGUCUCCAACCCCCUCCGGUCCGAAGUCCACCAAGCGCAGAGCUAGGGCCCCACCACCCAUCUCCAUCUCCAUGGAUCCGGCCCUCGUGGACCCAGCCCACCUCCAGGCCCUUAUGCUCGCCUGCGCCCACAACUGCGCGCUCCGCCUCUCGCCGGCGCUAUCAGUUUCCGCUGUCGAGCCGGUCGACCUCAGCAAGCUACGGACUGCACUUGCGCACAGCUUCAUCGUCGUAUCUGUCUUCUGCGGCGCUAGGUUCUUGACAGACGACAGGGAAGGGGAGGGGGAGGGACAGAGAUUCUUGGGCUUGGAGCUCGGGCUCGAGCGUCAGGGGGAGCGGCGGCUUGUCGGGUUUGGGCGCGCCGUCUCCGACCUCGGGCUCACCGCAUCCGUCCAUGACAUCGUGGUACAUCCAUCACUACAGAGGAGAGGAAUUGGCCGAAAGAUAGUGAACAAAAUUACAAGGGUACUUCAUAGCAGAGGUAUAUAUGACAUCUCUGCAUUAUGUACAGAAAAGGAGAGGCCCUUUUUUGAAGCUUGUGGAUUUGGUGAUGAUAUGAUGGGUUCAACAACAAUGUUGUAUACUAGAAAAUCACACAAAUAGUUCAUUAAAAAAUUGUCAAUUGGCAUAAUGCCCUUGGUUGACAUGAUAACUUAUCUGUUGGUCUUCAUUGCUGAUAUUUGUAAGCAUUACUGCCAGAAAAGGGAGUUAUGAGAUGCAGAAGUUAUCUCAAUGUGCACACCUAUUGGGACAAAUAACCACAAGAAUUUGGAGAGGCCGUUUUAUGCCAUGUUAAUAUGUGUGCAAAAUAGCAUUACCCAGUGUUUUUCAGCUACCACAAACUGCGAAACUUACUGUGAUUUAGAGAGAGAUAUGUAUAUAUGAAAUGAAUGGUUCUAUAGAUAUUGUGCCUCUUUUCACAAUUUUUUAGUACAUGUUA